AUGGCCUACGAAUCUUCAGAAUCCAAAGCACCUGCCACAGAGCAGCUUUUAAUAUGGGCAGAUUCAAAUAUCAAGAGUUCUGGAGAGCUUACACAGAGUGCAGACGACGAUUGCCUCCUAGAUGCCCCUCUUUUACCUUCUCAGAAGCUUCAGUCUGAGAUCCGACGUACAUUUCUCCCAGUACCUACUGUCUGUGUGUGCAUUGUUCUACUACUGCUGCAGGUAGCCUUUGUAGCUUUGACGGCUGUCUCUGGUUAUUUUUGCUUGCUGCACGGUGAUGAGGAUGAAUGCAAGACAUACACUGAUCCCUUUAGACUGACUACAAUUGUGAUCAUGUGUAAAGUCAUACUGUGGUUGCUGCACGUGGUCAAUGAGCGAUUUGUCCAGUACCAUCAUGCCAAAGCAAGAAACCGGGGAUAUCUUAAACUGUACCGCUCCACAAGGAAUCUCAAGACAAUGCCACUAAUUAUACACUCUACAGGCAAUGCGGCCAUCCUUCUGAUAAUCUCUGCCAAGGAUUUCUUUAAAGACGACAACCUCUAUCUCUACAUUAUCUUGUGUGUGCUGAUCCUGGAGCUGAUCUUCAGUGUGAUAUUCCUGCUAAUGUACACAGUGCACAUGUGCAAAUUUAAUAGAAGCCAACCCGAUGCAGACAUCAUCGAAGAACAGAAGAUACAUUCAUUUCAAGCCCACGUCAAUCCAGGGAUUGGAUUCAGGGAAGGAUCGAGUUUAGAAGAAAUCAUUGAAAAACAAGGUGAUACGAUAGAGUAUCUUCAGCGUCAUAAUGCACUGCUAAGUCAGCAGCUACUCGCGGGGAAGUCGCAGCUCAGCAGAGAACAAACAAGGGCAUGAGUGCAAUAAGUCAA
Messenger RNA from Nanorana parkeri, 866 nucleotides. RefSeq names its product transmembrane protein 192 (gene TMEM192). The transcript has 7 exons. The record is from RefSeq and is a predicted model, not a curated record. The coding region runs from base 1 to 852 and encodes 283 amino acids. Gene Ontology annotation, cellular component: late endosome; lysosomal membrane. Lineage: Eukaryota; Metazoa; Chordata; Amphibia; Anura; Dicroglossidae.